GCUGCUGGGAGGGAGCCUUGCUUUGAAGUUGGUAGGGGCUCCAACGUUCAUAUAGAUGCAUGCUCAGAAGAUACCCUGUAAAUAGCUCUUCCUGCCCUGAGUGGCAAAGGGACCUCCUCUUCCAAGAUGGGAGCCCAAAAUUCUCAGCCGGUCACCGCCAUCCCAGAACAAGAAGAAAUCAUGGCAGAAACUGGCUUCUCCCAGGCUAAUGUUUUACGCCUUUACCAGCGCUUCCAGGCCCUGGACAAGAAUGAAAAGGGCUACCUCAGCAAAUAUGAUCUUGAAGGAAUUGGUGCACUAGCAGUGAAUCCCAUUGGGGAUCGGAUCAUCAAUGCCUUCUUCCAAGAUGGGAGAGAGACCACUGACUUCCGCACUUUUGCCCGUGUGUUGGCCCACUUCCGUCCAGUGGAAGGACCAGGAGGAUCCGAAAAUGUCAACAGCCGGCUUAGCAAGCUGAAGUUUGCUUUUCAGCUAUACGAUCAAGACAAGGAUGGGAAGAUCUCAAGAGCUGAAAUGCUGCAGGUGCUGAGAAUGAUGAUUGGGAUCCAGGUGACGAACGAACAACUUGAAUGCAUUACAGACCGAACCAUCCAGGAGGCUGAUAAGGAUGGAGACAAUGCCAUCUCCUUUGAGGAAUUCGCAAAGUCUGUAGAAAAGCUGAAUAUUGAACAAAAAAUGAGCCUCCGAAUCCUGAAAUGAUCUGAAGGGCACCAGAGAAUCCCUCCCCGAAGUUAGAAACAAAUCAACCCGGUCUCUGGUCGGGAAAUGACAGCAACAGAUGGAGUGUGGGAUCCAGUGGAGUAUCACUGCUCUUCUUCAUGGUCCCACAGUGACCCAUAGCUAGAGAAGUCCUCCAUUUAAACUGGCUUCCUUUGUGAUGAUUAAGAUUGGACCAGGGUUACUGGACCAAUGUGUACCUGUACUACACAUAAGCAGAUUUCCAUCCAUGGUUUAUUAGCUCCAUCACAGCAGUUCAACCAGAAAUUGAUCUAACUUUUUCUUUUUCGUAAUAUUCAGAGGGCCUGCCAAAGUUGUGCAUUUCCAUUCAACAUACUGGAACAAAUACCCAAUUAGAUAUUUUGAAAGACAAGAUCAGAGAGUAACGUGGCAUUCUUCCCUCCUCUUUUCCCCAUUGACACAAAGACAGAAUACUGUAUGUUGAUUCUCAC
Sceloporus undulatus (fence lizard) is the source of this 1169-nucleotide messenger RNA. RefSeq names its product calcineurin B homologous protein 2-like. Gene Ontology annotation, molecular function: calcium ion binding. The coding region runs from base 127 to 699 and encodes 190 amino acids. The record is from RefSeq and is a predicted model, not a curated record. The transcript has 7 exons. NCBI's taxonomy places the organism in Eukaryota, Metazoa, Chordata, Lepidosauria, Squamata, Phrynosomatidae.